Messenger RNA from Falco peregrinus (peregrine falcon), 3310 nucleotides. RefSeq names its product dynein axonemal assembly factor 4 (gene DNAAF4). Lineage: Eukaryota; Metazoa; Chordata; Aves; Falconiformes; Falconidae. The record is from RefSeq and is a predicted model, not a curated record. Gene Ontology annotation, molecular function: nuclear estrogen receptor binding. Bases 71 to 1342 code for a protein of 423 amino acids. The transcript has 9 exons. Gene Ontology annotation, biological process: outer dynein arm assembly; inner dynein arm assembly; heart development.
CCUCGAAGAGCACCGGAAGCUCUUCUGCCCCUAGCAACGGCGGCGGCGCGGCCGUAGCGACGGGGCCGCCAUGCCCGUGUGGCUGCGGGAGUACAGCUGGCGGCAGACCGCCUCCGCCGUGUACCUCUCGCUGCCCUUGCGCGGCGCCCGGGUCACCGCCGCCAACAUCUUCUGCACCGAGCAGUACCUGAAGGUAAGCAUCCCUCCUUUCUUAUUUGAAGCCGUUUUAUAUGCUCCUAUUGAUGACACAAAUAGCACAGCAAAGAUUGGAAAUGGAAUCAUUUUCUUCACUUUGUAUAAAAAAGAAGUGGCCAUGUGGGAUUCCCUAACUCUAGUAAAUGCUGACAAGGAGAAACUGCAAUAUCUGAGAGAGAAUGCUGUUCUAAAAGCUCAUGAAAAGGCAAAAGAGGAGGCAGAAGCAAAAAAAGUUGCAAAACAGGAACACAAAAAAUAUGCUUUGGAGGCCACAAUGAAGCUAGAAGAAGCAGAAAGAAAAAGAAUUGAAGAUCUGAAAGAAAAGGAGCGUCGGAAGGUUACUAAGGAGUUGGAGUUAUGGAAAAAACAGCAAAGAGAUGCUGAGAAACAAAAGAGGGUACAAAAAGAAGGGGAACUGCAUCAAGAAGCAGAGCAGUUAAAGGAGAGGAAAAAGGGGAAAAUGAGCAAAGCUAGGAUUCCUACUGAAGGAACUUCUAAGACUGGACUCAAACCUACUGGAGGUCAUGGUUCCUAUAGUAUGUUUUCAGAAGAUUUAAAGGAAGAGCAGUUACCAGCUCCUCGAUCUGCUGCUACAAUUAAAAUCAACUUUACAUCACGAGUUUUUCCUACAGCUCUGCGAGAAUCUCGUGUCGCAGAAGAGGAGGAGUGGCUAUGUAAACAAGCAGAAGCUCGAAGAACAGUGACUGCUGAUUUGUCUGAACUGGAAGAUUUAAAAGAAGAGGAGAAGAACCCAGACUGGUUAAAGGACAAAGGAAACAAAAUGUUUGCAACGGGCAACUAUCUUGCAGCUGUAAACGCGUAUAACCUCGCAGUGCGGCUAAACAAUAAGCUUCCCCUACUGUACCUGAAUCGUGCUGCUUGCCACCUUAAACUGAGAAAUUUGCAUAAAGCUAUUGAGGAUUCCUCGAAGGCGCUAGAACUAUUGACACCACCUGUUCCCGAUAAUGAGAAUGCUCGAGUGAAAGCAUAUGUGAGACGUGGAACAGCAUUUUGUCAGCUGCAAUUAUAUACUGAAGGUCUCCAGGAUUAUGAAGCAGCUCUCAAGAUUGAUCCUAAAAAUAAAACUAUAGAAGAAGAUGCUGAGAAGAUUCGAAACCUAAUUCAAGGAACAACACAGGAUUCUUAAUUUAAAAAAAUUAAAAGGAGGUUUUUGACAGGAACACCUUUUGAGGGCAUCAGAAGGAAUCUUUAAUACGUUGUCAACUAGACAUUUUUCUGUUUCACUCAGAACACCUACAGUAUUGGUAAAAGAUUGGAUAUAUGAAUUACUAUUUUUGGAAAGUAUAGUAUUAUAACAAAUACGAUUAGAUAUAUUUUGUAUCAUUUUGAUACAGUUGUAAUGUUUUUGCUUUCUCUGAAAUAUUGGUGGGCCAAAUAUUAAAACAUGCUUUUGGGACUUGAUUUAAAGUUACUCAUAACUAAAUGAAAUAUUUGCCUGGAAAUAUCUCCUGAAUCUAGACAACGGAUUUUCAAACAACUUCACUAGCUCCAUAUAGUCAACACCUGUUAGCUUCUUGUCUUUUUGUUCUCCACCAAAGCUGAAAAAGUUAUGUGUUAUAUGAUUAUGGUUAUAUGCUUUCCUCUUUUCCUAUUGUUCAUAGUGCUUGCUGUAUCUGAAACUAAGACCGUGAAUAUAUAUGCUCUAAUUCAGGCAUCUAAUUUGGAAAACCUCCACCUGGAAGCACAGAGGUAGAUACUAUGUAGUGCAGAACAUUCUUUUUAGCGUUAAGUAAGGUACAUUGAAUAUUUUCAGACUAUUAUGAAACAUUUGUUUGGGCUGACCGAACAAGGUAAUUGGAAAAAUUAUAAACCUGUGGUGUUGUAUUGUAGUGUAGUGGUAAAUUAAUCCUGUGAUAAGUUGUCCUAUCAAUGAAUAUGACUUACUACUUCCAUCCUACUACAAUUAGUAAUCUUACAGUGUGGCUGUACAGCAUAUUCUGUAAAAAUCAAAACCGUUGUUAUUUAUAUGACAAUAUAUACUUUUCUUGAGCUAGCAUUUUAAUUUGUACUCUGUUAACAUUGGCCAGUAUCUCAUGAAUACUGGUGUGAUUAAAGAUUCUCAAAAAAGGGACCAUCCUAGUAACAUUACAAGUGUUGUAAAAUUACAUGACACUGUGCUUUGAAGCCCUGCACCUGUUGUUUUCGAUAGUGGAAGAAUGUUAAUAUAGAAUUGUAUUGUUUAUAUAUAUGUUAGUAUUUGUAUUCUUGUGACAACCUGAGACACUGGACUUGAAAUGGUUCUGUUUUGUUAGGCAUUUUAUCCAAAAUGUGACUGUUUCAACUACACUCCUUUCAGUGGCAGCUUUAGCAGAUUUCUGAAUUUUGCACAUCAGUCUGUUCCCUGAAUACCAUUUAUGACUGAUUUCUGUCUUCAGGAGAAAAUAUUUAUUGUGCAGAUGUAUGUUACUCUGUGUAAUUUUUGUACUCUUGGAACAGGGAGAAGGUGGUGGGCAUCGCUGCCAGCUGCUUUACUUAGAGCCUUGAGAGGAGUGCUGAAGGUGAGCCAGAAAUGUCUGGGGUAGCUGCUGUUCCUUCUUUCCUACAGAUACCUACUGCGCUGCAAUGGAAGGGGGUGAAAAUACCUUUUUUUUUUUUUAAUAGCAGUUGGAAGGAGGGCAGUGCAGGAGCUUUAACGCCUCGUUUGAGUGUAAUGGUAUACUUGCCAAAAUACGACUGUUUUCUUUCUUAUAAUUACUGAGGGGAAGGUGGGGCUAAAGAGGAGAGACACUGGCAGUGGGGGAAAAAAAUAUGCUAAGAAGCAGAUGCUGAUUGCAAGUUCCUGAUUUUCUGUGUUCGUUCCAGAGCCUAUUAGAACAGUCUGUAUACAUCUGUAUAGGCUGUUUGAAUUGUAGUGAUCUGUUAUAGCUACUCAAGGCUGUUUUUGAUGUAGACAGGCACCUUUUUCUACUGCUGUGAAAUAGAAAUGAUAUCUGCCUGUUUAAUCCGAUUAUAUUGGGAGCAAACGGAUGCUAAACUUUUCGAUACUUAAGCUGACAGUAUGUACACCGUAUCAGUCAUAUGUGUUAUGGUAUUAUGUCCUGAGACGUAGGAAUGUGGAGACUGACUUUCAGUUUUAAAACCAGAAAAUACUUUA